GUACGUACGGGCAGAAGCAUGCGAAUAAUUUGAUCCGGAUCUGAUCUGAUCUGAUCCUGAGAGGCAACACACAUCUAUUGCGCAAGUGGCUAAACGUAUCGCUUACAAUUGCGCUCAGGUGACACCUUUACACCGUGUGCAACAAUUACACCUGCUGCGGCGCUCGAGAACGCGGUCAUGUUCAUCAUUCCAAUCGGAGCUGAGCAUAAGAGACGCCAACUAACAUAACACUCGAUUUCCAAAGCUGUUCCAGGAUGUCGGACAUUUACUAUUGCAGCAACAGCCAGAUCAAAAAAUCUCGCGAUGCAGACAAAAAUAUUGGCGGCAGCAAUUCGACGGCAACAACAGUAACAAAUACAUCAGGAACCGUAGUAGCGGCAACAGCAGCAGCAGCGGACAAAAGGAACAGCAGCAACAGCAACAACAACAACAACAAUUGCAGCAACAAUCGCAAUAGCAGCAAAGACAAAAGCAAGGAGAUGCAAACAAAUGGCGGCAAAUCCAAUUGGAAGGGCCUCGUCCAAAGCAAUCCCAAUCCCAAUGGCAAUGGCAAUGGAAAUGGCACAGCAGUUGCCGCACAGCCGCCCAAGGUAUUCCACAACACACGCUGCACGCGACACCAUAAGCCUCAUCACUCCCACAGCAAUGGCAACGGACUUGUGCCGGCUGGAGUGGGCGCUGGGGCUGGAGCGGAUCAGCUGCACCAGGCACAGCAGCAACAGCAACAGCAUCACCUGCACAUGCACAGCCACAGUCAUACGCAUGCGCAUCAUGGACUGCGCCGCAAGUCCGAGUCCGUGCUGUCCACCGACUCGGACAUACGGUUCACACGCCGCAAGCUGGGCGACAGCCAGAAGUGCGGAUGCGCUGUGAUAGCCGGCUUCCUCAUCGCUCUGCUGGUGGCCGGCGCCUUCGUAUACGUGGGCUACACUUACUUCCGGCCGGAGCCGUUGCCGGACCGCGUGUUCCGCGGCAAGUUCAUGGUGCUCAACGACAAGUGGAGCAUGGAGCUGGCCAAUCAGAACUCGCUGCGCUUCCAGCACAAGGCGCGCGACUAUCGGGAGCGCAUCAAUCUGACGCUGCGGCGCUCGGACCUACGCGAAGCCUACGAGGGCAGCGAGAUUCUGGCCUUGGAUGGAAGCGAGGACAACAACAAUAUUGUGGUCCACUUCAAUAUGAUAUUCGAUCCGUAUGCGGGCCUCGUCAGCAGCGGGGAGCUGCUGGCCUUGUUCCACGAGGAGCUGAGCGAUCCGCACAGGCGGCACUUUGCCAACAUGACGGUGGACGUGGCGAGCGUGACGAUUAAGGAGACAACGGGCCUGAUCGAGGAGCCCAUCAUGUCCAGCUCGCCGCUGGGCGGCCACGACGAGACCACGGAGCCCACCAGCACCACGCCACGCCCACAGCCGCGCCGCUGCGAGCCGCUGCAGCUGAGCUACUGCCGCAACGUGGGCUACAACGUGACCACCUAUCCGAAUCUGCUGGGGCAUGCCACCUACGAGCAGGUGCUGGACGAUGUCAUUGUGUUCCGCGAGCUGGUCGACGGCGAGUGCUUCCGCGAGGCCUACGACUUUGUCUGCCGCCUGCUGCAGCCGCCCUGCGAGUCGCACGGCAUCAGCCAGGAGCCGACGCCCGGCGCCAUUUGCCGCGAGUACUGUGAGGCGUUCAUGGCCGGCUGUGGCGGCCGGUUGCCUGCCCGCUUCCGGCAGCACUUCGACUGCGAACGCUUCCCGGAGUCGACGGGCACCCAAUCCUGCCAGCAGAAGCCGCACUGUGUGGGCGACAUGCAGAGCAAUGUGCAGAGUCCGCGCCUCUGCGACGGCUAUGCCGACUGCCCGGAUCUGUCCGAUGAGCGCAGCUGCGCCUUUUGUGCCCCCAACGCCCUCUACUGCGGACGUGGACGGGCCUGUGUGCCGCGCAAGGCGCGAUGCGAUGGCAAGGCCGACUGCCCGGACGGCGCUGAUGAAAAGGAUUGCCUUUCAAUAGCUCCAUUGGCCGCGGAUCUCUUGCAGCCGGAGCCUUGGGUACCUUAUCUGCCGCGCUUCCAUGCCGCCGGCUAUGCUGUCUUCUCCGAGAAGGGCAUUGUAGGCAAGCUGUGCGCUGAGGGUCUAGAGGGUGAUGCCAAGCUGGUGGUACGCCAGACCGUCUCGGAAUCGCUAUGUAAAUCGCUGGGCUAUGAAUCUGUGGAGAUUUUUGAUGUACAAAAUGACACCGAACAGUUGUCGGACUACGUGCGCGUCUUAGACCCGCAUGCGCCGGAGAUUAGCUUCAUACGCACCCAUUGCCCCAAGAGACAAGUGCUUUACGUGGGCUGCGGCGAUCUGCGCUGCGGAGUGCAGUCGGCGCUGCCCAAUGCCAAGCAGCAUCUCUCGCUGCCCAAGAUGGCAGCUCCAGGCGACUGGCCGUGGCUGGUGGCACUGUUUCGCGAGGAUAUCCAUGUAUGCGACGGCACGCUCAUCUCGCCGGACUGGGUGCUGACCACGGAGAGCUGCUUCCAGGGUCAGCCGAGGGCCACCUGGAUGGCCAUUGUGGGAGCAGUGCGACUGUCAGCGAAAGCGCCGUGGACACAGCGACGUCGCAUCAUUGGCAUGAUUAAAAGUCCCGUUGAGGGCUCCACAGCCGCACUAGUGCGCCUGGAGACACCAGUCAGUUUCUCGGACCACGUGCGGCCCAUUUGCCUGCCCGACGCACUGCAGCGGCAGCAGCAGCAAACGCCGAUGCAACGGCGCGCCUAUGUCCCAGUGGCCGAGCGCCUGGAGGCGCCAGCUGCAUCGCACCCGCAGCGCCGCCUGGCCCAGGAGACGCAACAGUUCUUCCUCAUACCCUCGCAGCAGGAGCAGCCAGAGAGCUUGGAUGCCAGCACCGAGGAGCAUGAAGAAGACAUUGGCUAUGACCAUCUGAUGGCCGAGGCCGCCGCCUCCCAAAUGCCACGGGCCGAGGCACUGCAACAGUUGCCGGACGGAGCGGAUCCUCGUGCCCAGCUGGCCGCCUAUCCGCUGCCAGACAGCGCCCCACAGGUCAACUACUACGGCCCAUCCUCCGCCUCGCAGUCGUCCAAGACUACAAAGCCACCCAGUGCUCCGGAGCAAAUCUGGACGAACUGCAACACGCUCGGCUGGUCCCGACAGCGGGAUCAUCUGCAGCGAGUCCAGCUCAAGAUCGGGGACAUGGCGCCCUGUGAAAACAUCUCCAUAACGACGGUCAAUUCCAUGUGCAUGGAGGCCACCUACCAGAAAUACGACUGCACGCAAGAGGAAUAUUCUGGCGCGCCUGUUCAGUGCCUCAUACCGGGCACCAACCAAUGGGCACUCAUUGGCGUCUCCUCGUGGCGCAUCGCCUGCGGGCCGACGGGUGUGGAGCGGCCGCGCAUGUAUGACAAGAUUGCCUCCAAUGCGGAUUGGAUACGGGAGACAGUGAAUGCGGCGUAGACGCCAGGCGGCAUCAUAUCGUAAUCGUAAUUGU
Messenger RNA from Drosophila navojoa, 3462 nucleotides. RefSeq lists its product as uncharacterized. NCBI's taxonomy places the organism in Eukaryota, Metazoa, Arthropoda, Insecta, Diptera, Drosophilidae. The record is from RefSeq and is a predicted model, not a curated record. Gene Ontology annotation, molecular function: serine-type endopeptidase activity; protein binding. Gene Ontology annotation, biological process: proteolysis.